AUGCCGGGGCUCGAUGAAGAGCUUUCUGCAUUGAGGGGUCAUGUUGCAGACCUGGAUAGCGAGCUCCUCCAGAGGGAUGCAACCAUUGACACGCUGCAAAGGACGCUGCGGGAGACGCAGGACACGCUCCAAAAGGCACUGCUCUCGCCGCAGGAGGGAGGCCUUUGGAAGGAUCGAUAUCACGAGGCCCAGAAGCAAAAUGAGAGUCGAGGGCGAGAAGUGAAGGAACUGAGCCUGAAGUUAGACACCAAGGAGAAGGAGAUCAAGCUUCUCAGUCAGUAUGUCCGGAAGCUGGAGGAAGAGGCACGAAUCCGAGACAGCCAGCGCGAGCGACUGCUGACUGAUGCCGGCAUCGCGCGCAGCAAGCUCCCUUUUGCGGCACCAGUUUUUGAGGUUUUGAGGGCCGGUGAGGGCGAGAUGUAA
Symbiodinium natans is the source of this 423-nucleotide messenger RNA. The record is from the annotation of a GenBank genome assembly. NCBI's taxonomy places the organism in Eukaryota, Dinophyceae, Suessiales, Symbiodiniaceae.